AUGGCUUCAGUUGCUGUCAAUAAAUUUCAAAAACACAGAAAACUUCACCAUGAUAGUCGUGGAGUGAUCGCAAGGCCACAAUAUGGCGCUGCAGCACCUCAAUAUGGCGCUGUAGCAAGACCUCAAUAUGGUGCUGUUGCAGCACCUCAAUAUGGCGCUGCAGCAAGACCUCAAUACGGCGCUGUAGCAAGACCUCAAUAUGGCGCCGCUGCAAGAUCCCAGUAUGGUGCUCUUGCAAGAUCUAUUGCGCCUGCAGCUGGUUCAGGAUUUGGAUACGGCUCUCAUAGAGGAUUCGAUAAUCAAGCCACCAUGAACAUCUAUGUUCCGUUGGCGCCAGAAUUUAGCAGAGCUUAUGAACAGUUUAUGAAUGGUGGUACGGGAGGUAUCCCUGUUGGUGGAAUGCCCAUGGGAGGAAUGUCUAUGGGAGGAAUGCCUGUUGGUGGAACGCCCGUAGGCAGCUCAAUUAUUGGUAGAAUGCCCAUGGGUGGUAUGUCUAUGGGAAGAUUUCCUAGCGGUGGUAUGUCUGCCGGUGGAAUACCUAUGGGCAGAUUUCCUGCUGGUGGUAUGUAUACCGGUGGAAUGCCUAUGGGUGGCAUGGCUAUGGGUGGUAUACCUGCCGGUGGAAUGCCUAUGGGUGGCAUGUCUAUGGGUGGUAUGCCAAUGGGAGGAAUGUCGAUGGGUGGUUCGCCUAUGGGUGGUCAAUUAGGUGGAAUACAAGGAGUCCCAAUCGGAUUCGGUGUAACAACUAGUUAG
Adineta ricciae is the source of this 753-nucleotide messenger RNA. NCBI's taxonomy places the organism in Eukaryota, Metazoa, Rotifera, Eurotatoria, Adinetida, Adinetidae. The record is from the annotation of a GenBank genome assembly.